AUGCCAAAGGUUGGAGGAGGAUUCAAAAAACCACCUAACAAGUCUGGAUUACCAGCAACAACAACAGUACCAGAGGACAACAAGUUUUUUGUUGAAUUAUUUGACGGUUUUAUUGAAAAAAACAAAUCGGAUAUUGUGGCAAAGAUUGAGGAAGAGAUUGAAACUUUCAAGAAGAAGAAAGAUGAAUUGAAAAAUAUUAUUGUAAAGAAGGAAAAGGGAGUGGAUGAUGAAGAACUGGACUUUUCAGAGAGUGAGGAUGAAUCAUCUGUCCAAAUUAUUGCGGAAUACCAUGCGGAAAAGAAGAAUAUCAAUGAAGAAUGCAAGAAGAAUAAGAAGUUGAAAAACAUCUCUCCUGUGGCAGAAAGGCAAGAUGCUAAAAUUGAUGAAAUUGGUAAACAGCUUGCCAAAGAAACAAAGAAAAGGAAGCGAGUGGAUGAAGAUUUUGUAUGUGAGCCACCAAUUCUAUCUGCAGCUGAUGCAUUGGAUCCAUCUAACAUUUUGAAUGAAAAUGUUGACUCCCUCUUGAAUGAGUUUUGUGAUUUAGUUGAUGCUGACUUGACAAAGUUAGAUAUUGGCAUGACACAAUCAAGCAAUUUCCUUCGUUCAGUUGAAGAUCGUGUCAAACAAGCAACUCAGCAAUUGGAUUCCCAAAUCAUUGAAUUAGAAAAAUCGAGAGAGGAGAUACUCAAAGAAUUCGAUAACAAAUUGGAAGCUUUGAAAUUCUCCAAGACUCAAACAGUUGGACCAUAUCUAGAAAUGGUUGAAACAAGCAAAAAGGUACUUGAAAAACAAACAACAAAUUGCAAAUUAAAAGCCCAAAAAGCAUCAGCCAAAAUCAAAGACAGAGUGCAAAGAUUCCUUGAGGAUCCAAUAAAUGACCAAUAA
This is a messenger RNA of Naegleria gruberi, 885 nucleotides long. RefSeq lists its product as uncharacterized. The record is from RefSeq and is a predicted model, not a curated record. Lineage: Eukaryota; Heterolobosea; Eutetramitea; Acrasida; Naegleriidae. The transcript has a single exon. Bases 1 to 885 code for a protein of 294 amino acids.